UAUUAUAAAUAGGUAUAUUACUAGUUAUUUUCAAUAUACAUAAACAUACAUAGAACCUAAAGUAAGAUUCAAGAAAUAUUUUCCUUCAUCGCCUUUUUUGGGUCUUAGUAGCUGAAGAAUUUCUGGGUUGUUUUAACAAUCUGUUGCUGGAAUUUGCAAAGAAAAAUGCAAGAAGAGGUAUUGAAUAUAAGUAGGGGUUCGAGACGAAUGCAGAUUACUACAGGCGGUUAUAUGGAUGAUCGAGGUUGGACUCAACUUCAUAUUGUUGCUAGGAAAGGUGACCUGAAAGAGGUCAAGAGACUUCUUAAUGAAGGCAUGGAUGCAAAUGUGACUGCAGGGGGGCCUAAAACACUUGGUGUGACUCCACUUCAUCUAGCUGCUAAGGGUGGUCAUGUUCGAGUUAUGGAUGAGUUGCUCGAGAGAGGUGCUGAUAUUGAUGCAAGAACCAAAGGUGUCUGUGGAUGGACUCCACUCCAUCAUGCAGCUAAAGAAAGAAAGAGGAAAGCAAUCAGAUUCUUGAUCAGAAAUGGUGCAUUUUUGCCAGAUGAAAUCCAUGAUAUCAGGUUCAAUCCUCCACUUCACUAUUGUCCUGGUCUCGAAUGGGCUUACGAGGAGAUGAAACUGCUGCAACUCGAGAGUUCAUCCUCUAACACCUCAGGAAACUAAGGGUGCAACAACACUUCUCUAAGCAUGUGUUCCACGAGGAAGAAACGUUUACAAGCAUAGCCAUGUUCUAGACUUCUCCAUUCAUAAUCAACUUCGUCACAUCUAGAAUUGUCAUCAGUAAACUCCACAGUUACAGUCUCAAUG
Solanum tuberosum (potato) is the source of this 810-nucleotide messenger RNA. Its product is annotated as ankyrin repeat and protein kinase domain-containing protein 1-like. The record is from RefSeq and is a predicted model, not a curated record. Gene Ontology annotation, cellular component: BRCA1-A complex; BRCA1-BARD1 complex. Gene Ontology annotation, biological process: protein K6-linked ubiquitination. The transcript has 3 exons. NCBI's taxonomy places the organism in Eukaryota, Viridiplantae, Streptophyta, Magnoliopsida, Solanales, Solanaceae. Bases 166 to 666 code for a protein of 166 amino acids. Gene Ontology annotation, molecular function: protein binding; ubiquitin-protein transferase activity.